This is a messenger RNA of Panicum virgatum (switchgrass), 1563 nucleotides long. Its product is annotated as S-adenosylmethionine carrier 1, chloroplastic/mitochondrial-like. Bases 545 to 1399 code for a protein of 284 amino acids. The transcript is spliced from 13 exons. Gene Ontology annotation, molecular function: S-adenosyl-L-methionine transmembrane transporter activity. Lineage: Eukaryota; Viridiplantae; Streptophyta; Magnoliopsida; Poales; Poaceae. The record is from RefSeq and is a predicted model, not a curated record. Gene Ontology annotation, biological process: transmembrane transport. Gene Ontology annotation, cellular component: mitochondrial inner membrane.
AUCCAUCCCUUCCCUCAACCACCGCUGUCUCUUCCUCCGCCCGUGCGCCGCCGCCCGCCCGCCCCUCCCUGCGCCGCCGCCAUCACGCCUCCGCCUGCCCGCCCCUGCGCCGCCGCCGUCACGCCGCGGCCAGCCUCCGCCGCGCUCGCCCCUGCUGCCGCCGCGGCGCUCGCCCGCCGGAGCUCCUCUGCCGCGCGCUCGCCCGCCGCUGGUCGACGCCCUCCUGCGCAGGCCCGCCGGAGCUCCGCCGCCGCCGCCCGCCGCCGGCGCUGGGGAAGAAUACAUUGUUGGGCCUUCGUGGGCUUUAAAGACUGGCCAGAGCCAACAAGCAAAGCCAUUGCCCGCUCCCCGCUCCUGAUAAUAAAAGCGAUAAACCCCGAGCAGAGCAGGUCGGGCCCCCCUCCCAAAUUCGCCGUCCCGCCCGCCGCCAGCCGCGCCGUAGUUCCCUGCUCCGGCUCCUCGUCUCUACCGGCACUGGGCAUCCCGGCUCGUACUGGUUUCCCCUCUCCUUGGUGGCUUGCUACGCCCGCCACCGAAUUCAGGCAUGGGAGAAGGUGGAGAAGAGAAAUCAUUCAAUUUCCUUCAGGUUUUGCUCGAGGGCAGCAUAGCUGGAGGAACCGCUGGUGUUGUGGUUGAAACGGCGCUGUACCCUAUUGACACGAUAAAAACCAGGCUUCAGGCUGCUCGAGGUGGAAGCCGAAUUGAAUGGAAAGGCCUCUAUUCUGGAUUGGCUGGAAAUCUUGCUGGUGUUCUCCCGGCUUCUGCGAUAUUUGUGGGAGUGUAUGAACCGACUAAAAGAAAACUAUUGGAGACACUUCCUGAAAAUUUGAGUGCUAUUGCCCAUUUUACUGCUGGGGCCAUUGGAGGUAUCGCUGCUUCUCUCGUCCGUGUCCCUACAGAGGUGGUGAAACAAAGAAUGCAAACUGGCCAAUUCAAGAAAGCACCUGAUGCUGUUCGCCUCAUUGUUGCUAAAGAAGGAUUCAAAGGGCUGUAUGCUGGUUAUGGUUCCUUUCUACUUCGAGAUCUUCCAUUCGACGCCAUUCAAUUCUGCAUAUACGAGCAACUUCGAAUUGGUUACAAACUUGUGGCGAAGAGGGAGCUGAAUGAUCCAGAGAAUGCGCUUAUUGGUGCUUUUGCUGGUGCCAUUACUGGAGCUAUUACAACGCCCCUUGAUGUCAUGAAGACAAGACUGAUGGUUCAGGGACAAGGAACUCAGUACGCAGGAAUUGUAAAUUGUGCUCAGACUAUCCUAAGAGAGGAAGGCCCCAGGGCUUUCUUGAAGGGCAUUGAGCCGCGAGUGCUGUGGAUAGGCAUCGGUGGGUCCAUCUUCUUUGGUGUGCUGGAGAAAACCAAGUCUAUGCUAGCUGAGAGGAGGAACCGCGAUCUCAAGGACGAAUGAGUGAAGCUCAGUUCGGUUGAUUGAUUUACAUUGCACCUGAAUUCCUUUUUGCCGAUGAAUCUUCUUCUGUGUAGCUAGUAGAUAUAUAAAAUAAACAGUUUUCUAGUUGGUUCAUAACAUUUUUGUACAACACUUGUUUUAUAAAUCAUUGCACUCCCAGCUCC